Pseudonaja textilis is the source of this 2748-nucleotide messenger RNA. It is a transcript of the gene FAM241A, whose product is annotated as family with sequence similarity 241 member A. NCBI's taxonomy places the organism in Eukaryota, Metazoa, Chordata, Lepidosauria, Squamata, Elapidae. Gene Ontology annotation, cellular component: intracellular membrane-bounded organelle. The record is from RefSeq and is a predicted model, not a curated record.
GUAUCCUCCCCUCGUUUCCCCACCACAAAGCCCCCUGUGCCGCGCCGCAGCCCCCACGCCGCUCUUUCCCUCACACACACACACACAGACACACAUCCGUUGCCCGCCCCUCCUUUCUUCCUUCCUGCCUUCCUCCUCCUCCCCCCGUCAAACCCGUGACAGCCUUUGAGGCGCGCCCUGCCAGGCCGGAGCUGCCGUUUUGAGGGCAGGCUGAGGGGCGGCCGCGCGUUGCCUUCGCCCGCCAGCCGACGGGACGACCUGAGCGACCGCGCGGGGUGUGUGCCCCGUACUGCGGGCCCUCCGCUUUCGUAGGCGCCGGGACGGGCGCCGGCGACGACCAUGGGCUCGACCGAGGAACUGCUGCUGCCGCCCGAGUACCUCUUGGAAAGCGAGUGGGAACGGGAAUCGGCGCCGCCGUUGCCGCCCUUAAGGGGCAGAGGGAGCGCGUCCCGCCACAAGCGGCGGCGGCAGCAGCAGCAGCAGCAGCAGCAGCAGCAGCAACCCCAGUCACCCCAGUCCUCGCUGCCUCUGGCGGGGGACGAGGACAAGCCGCAGCAGCAGCAGCAGCAGCAGCAGCAGGUCCUACAAGAAGAAAGGGAAAAUAAUACUGAAUCAAUUACUGAUGACUAUAAAAAGAUGGGGACUCUCUUUGGUGAACUCAACAAAAGCCUGCUAAGAAUAGGAUUCACAAGGAUGUAUUUUGGAGAAAGGAUUGUAGAACCUGUAAUAAUCCUGUUCUUCUGGAUUAUGCUCUGGUUUCUUGGACUACAAGCUCUUGGAUUAGUGGCUGUCCUGUGCCUUGUUAUUAUAUAUGUUCAGCAAUAAAAUACACUGGAUAGACUAUUUCAUAUCUUGAUGGAUUUACAUAUUUAGCUGAACAAGAGUACAAAUCAUUGAGCUGAAUAUUGUGUAGCCAUUAAAUAUUUGCAUGGGUUUUUCUUUCUUCCAAUCUUUGUAAUUUAAAAAGAAAAGGCAUUCUUAUCUGUCAUGAAUAGGUGAGUAAAAGAUUCUCAGUAUGGGGCUGUGUAGUCAAAUCCUUCAUUUAGUAAAUCCUAUUCACAUUUUAAGAGGCUUGGAGGUACAAACAUAUUUUUCAUAGUAUGAAUGGUGCUUUUAUAUUCAUGUAACAACUGUUCUCAAAAAUACAUUUUAUAUUAAAACUAAAUGUUAAAAAGCCAAUUUUAUGAGCUCUAGUGUUACAUGAUUUUUUAUCACCGUGUAAAUCUUGCAGAUUUCUUUACUGAUGUGUAUGCAUAGGAACUUAUCUUAAGCAAAUCUGUUUUUGUAUAAAUAGUGUCAUUAAUGAUUUGUAUGUAUUAUGUAAUGUAUUAGAAAAAUGUCAGUCUAAAAAUUCUUAAAUAAGACAGUAAAUCUGGUCAUUUUUUUUCAUUUCAUUUUUUUCAUUAUGUGUGCACUUAGAAAAUUUUAUCUGGAAAAAAUUAGGAUUCCUCCUUUCUUUUUAAUGGAGUUCUAAUUUAUCUCAGUUUAAUUAUGUGCAGUCUCAGCAGACAGAUUAUAACAACAAGCUACCUAAAGUAUUUUUGCUGAAAUUGUCCAUGUUUUCCCUUUUAAAUGAGUAUUUUGGGGAGAAGAAAUAAAUACAUUUCCUAGUAAUAAAAUCAAGGACUAAUAUGUAUUGAGCCAAAAUAUUGUUAUCAAGUUUACAAUGUAAAUAUUGACAUCAAAGAACUUAUUAGACCAUAGACGCCGCAUUAAGUUAUUUAAGAACCAUGCAGAACGUAAUUGAUAAAAACAGCUUGCACAGUUGCUCCUCAAAGCCAUGCUUCCUGUUACUUUGUUAAGUCAGUAUUGUGCAACUCCACUGAAAUUUUUUUCAGUUAAGUUCUUUGUAUAGCUUAAAAGUAUGAUAGUUAUGAUUACAUUGAUUUACCAAGUGAAAUUUUUUUGAAGAGGAAAAUUGGGAUAAGUAGUAUAUCCAUCAUAACUGUAGAAAUGCAUUGCCAAACAAAUUCAGUCCACAAAUGAAAAGUCCUUUUUGCCAUGUUUACCACAGCAAGAAUCCAAUGCAGAAGUAAAAGAGAUUACUUUUUAUCUGCAAGACUAUUAUGGCAUUCUUAUACUGUUCCAAGUAUGGUACUGAUUUCUGAAGAAAUAUGUAUGAAAAUAUCGGCAUAACACUAGAUCAGUGGUUUAAAGACAAAAGGAAGAUUGACUGGAUAAAAACUAGCUUUCAUGAUAUUUGUUAUUUAUGGUAAUAAAAAUUUUAUAUUUAUACUUCAGCUGUUCUAGGCAGGACAUUUUAAAAUAUUUGUAGCUGAAAUUGGCUUUUAUUAUUUAAAUUUAAAAGAAAUUCCAGCCUUCAUUUUAAUAGUCAAUUUUUAUUUCAUUGAGUCACUAGAUUUUAUUUUUUACUCAUCUAAUUCAUGCAAAUAUUUUUAAAAUUAAAACUUGCUUAUUUUGUUGUAGACUUUAAAAAUAUCACUGUUCUGUUGAUGUGACCCUAUCUAAACAAUCUACAAAAAUCAAGAUUGAUUCUGUAAUUAAAAAAAUCCAAUGAAUUGUUUCGUAUCUUGGGUGGCUGUUACAGCUCUCUAAUAGACAUCUGAAGGUUCUCAUUUUGUAGAGGAAGCAUGCUGAUGUGUUUCAAUGAAAUGUCAGAAUAUGUACAGAAAAACCAGCUUCUCAGCAAUCAGUAUAGCUGGGUAUUCUAUGCCCUUUUGGGAGGACAAGAGUGGGCUCCAGUUUAGAAUGUGAACAAUGUCUUUAUAGGUAUUCAGAAGACUAAUU